Messenger RNA from Pseudophryne corroboree (corroboree frog), 2248 nucleotides. RefSeq names its product interactor of HORMAD1 1 (gene IHO1). Gene Ontology annotation, biological process: homologous chromosome pairing at meiosis; meiotic DNA double-strand break formation; DNA recombination. The record is from RefSeq and is a predicted model, not a curated record. The transcript has 8 exons. Gene Ontology annotation, cellular component: condensed nuclear chromosome. Bases 267 to 2090 code for a protein of 607 amino acids. NCBI's taxonomy places the organism in Eukaryota, Metazoa, Chordata, Amphibia, Anura, Myobatrachidae.
AUGAAUUUCAAUGUUUGGAACAUCAAAGACAUGUUCAGCGUCCCCCCAGGAGCCGGGGAGUAUUGCACAUUCAGGCUCCAUAUAUUCCUCUGGAUCUGCUAGAAGACUUUCAGAAUUGGGAGCUCUUUCUGAUUUCAGGAUCGGGCUGAAGAAGGGUCCUUUUGGUACCUCCUAAUGGCACUUCACUGGAAGAGAGGAGAAUGUAGUUACAAAACAGCCAUUUUCAUCUAAAUUACCUGAAGCACCAGACUGGCCAGGAAUAAGACAUGACAAACAAGCCAACCCAGAAUGCCGGCGUGAAUGAUCAUGGAAGCCUGACAGACUCACAGUUCCUGUUCGGUUCACAGUUUUGCCCAGAGAGUUCUCAGUCUGGGUCCUUGGAUUAUAGCACACAGGGGAAAUAUCAAAAAACUGCAAAGCUGUCCUCGCAGGAUAGUAAUCCUAGCAUAUACCAGAAAUACCAGGCGAAACCUCCCCUGUACAAUAUUGACUGCAAAGAAAGGGGCACAUUUCAGUCAUUUGGAUCAUCAAAAGCCAAAGACAUCAUGGAGCAAUUUGAAGAAAGCAAGAGAAAAACAAAAGAGAAACAAGAUAGUGAACAGUUAAACCAGUUGAUCUGCAACAUUCAAGUAACCUUGCAGGAUUUGAAAAUGACAUUUUGCCAUAUUGAGGAAAAUACAGAUGUAAGAUUCAAGUCAAUAUUGGAUUCAAUUGAUGCAGUUUCUAAAGAAUUGCAGGAAAAUAUUCUUUCUUAUCGUGAAUCAAUAGUUAAAGAAAUUUCAUCAAAAUCUGAUAUGGAACAAGCAUUGUUGGACUUAGAGAAGAAGAUUCUUUUGAAAGAUGCAGAGAUGACAGAUGUCAAAUCAAAUGUGCAGUCGCUUUUGUCGGGCAUUGAAGUUGUAAAAGUGCAGCAAAGUCAGAAGCACCUGGAGUUGUCAGAGAAAAUAACACUGCUGUCAGAUUCCAUCAAGUCAUCGGAAGAUAAAAUACUAAGCGAGAUUCACAAGAUUCAUUUGGCUUCUAGGCUUGCACUUAACAUGAAAAACAAAACUACACAGACUUCCCCUGCAUAUUUUCAAGACCCGUCUGCUCAAAGAGAUACCACAUCACAGGUUAAGACAAUGAGUACUCGUCCAGAUGGUUCCCCUCUUUCACAAACUUACGGUCAGAGCACAUGUGCUGGAAUUAGCAAUACUUUGUCUUUACAACACAGAGAAAAUCUUUGUGUAACAGAACUAAAAGCUAUAAAUACCUGUAAUGCAACAUCUGUGGGUAAUAUUGUAAUUUCUUCACGUGAUGAAGAAUCUACUGAUGUUUUACAGAAGAGUUUUAAGGCAUCAGAUGCUAAGAAUCAAACAACACCAUUCAGACGUAACAUAACUACAGAUGAUAUAGCGGUGAAAUCUGUACAUAGUCUGCCACAUUUAUGUCAACAUGAUCACGGUAUCCCAACUGAGAAGGACAGUCCACUUGAAAAUACAGAUCCAAAUUGUGGGAAAGAAAACAUGCUAAUUGUAAACAGACGUAAGAAAUAUACUAACAAUCCAAAAAGAAGGAAAACAAACAAGUCUAGGAAAAAUAUAAGGAAGAAGAGAACAGGCCUGUCUACGAAUAAUUCUACACAUGCUUCAUCCAGAGCCAUAGGUAACAGUGCACAAUAUAAAUCUGGAAAAGAACUUUUCACUCAUGAACCGGAAAAUUCUGUCGAAGUGACACAACACUCUCUUAAACUUUACACGGACAGCUGUAAAUCUUCAUUAUCCAUCGUCCCUGCACCAAAGAGGAAGACGCAGCAAAGGAAGAGCUUGAAGUUUCAACUCCUUCGGUCUCACCAGCCAUUAGAGCAAUCUACCAACGAAGGAACUUGUGCAGGUGAUGGGGACGGCCUUUUCCAAAGCGCCCCAACUCAGAGUGAUGUGCCCUUAUGGGACAAAAAUAAUCUGCAUUGUGACAAAGAGGGUGAAAGUAACAUGCGCUGGUUUAUGUCCUCAAGCCCUUUACUGGGCGGUUCCUCAAUACAUCCUGUCCAGAAGACAGGGCAAAAGAGCUUUCACUCUUUGUUUUUUGACAGCAGUGAUAAUUCUGAUUAGAAUCCGCUACACUCUGGUUCCAUGUUACUCAUUUUAGUAUAACGUGAGAGUAGUACAUAAAGGGAUUUAACCCAUGUUAGGUGUUUUUUUUUUGCGCACUUCUGACACAGAAACUUAUCAGGUUGUUCAGUUAAAUAAAACAAUCACCCACCACCAUA